AUGUCAUUGCCCACAAUUAGACUUCUGCCCCGCCAUCUACGGCCUCUCGCGCAGCAAUACAAUCGCGCAAUCACAGUUUCUAUUUCCGCCAAAUCUUACCAUUCAUACGAUCGCCCAUCUUCCUCAGAUUCUCCCUUUCCACCCACCGAAUCAAGCAUACUCCGCGCCUCCCUCCCACAUAUACCUGCCCAUGGCUUCACCCUCAACACCCUUUCUCUCGGCGCCCAAGAAGUCGGCUAUGUACCUGCCGCCACCAAUAUUUUCCCAAAGGGAGCAUUCAGUUUAGUACACUAUCAUCUGUAUACGCAAAGAUUAGCUUUGAAAAAUCACACAGAGCAUAUUGCUCCACCACCAGAAACCGAAGGAGGGGAACCACCAAAAGGAGUGGGAAAGAGAGUUAAGUCUUUAACAUGGGAAAGGUUAAUGGGAAACAAAGAUGUAAUUCACAAAUGGCAGGAGGCCCAAACCCUCCUCACCCUCCCCACUAAUCUCCCCACCUCCCUGCGCGAACUCCACGCCCUCUCAGACGAAAUCUGGUUUCUGUCCGGCGACACCGCAGUCGAUAGUUCCUGGUACACGAAGCGAGCCUCGCUCUCUACCAUCUACGCCGCUACCGAAUCAUACAUGACGACUGAUAGAUCCGAGGGUUUUAGGGAUACGCGAGAGUUUUUAGAUAGGAGAUUUCGGGAUUCGCAGGUCUUGGGUGGUCUGGUGGGGGGAAUUGGUCAAUGGGUGGGUUUUACGGCGAUGGCGGGGAUUAAUGUUUUGAGGAGUAAGGGGGUGAGGGUUUAG
Messenger RNA from Sclerotinia sclerotiorum 1980 UF-70, 792 nucleotides. RefSeq lists its product as hypothetical. The record is from RefSeq and is a predicted model, not a curated record. Gene Ontology annotation, molecular function: lipid binding. Lineage: Eukaryota; Fungi; Ascomycota; Leotiomycetes; Helotiales; Sclerotiniaceae. Gene Ontology annotation, cellular component: mitochondrial inner membrane. Gene Ontology annotation, biological process: ubiquinone biosynthetic process. The transcript is spliced from 2 exons. Bases 1 to 792 code for a protein of 263 amino acids.